AUGGGAAGCUUUCUGACUGAGGCCAAGUACUUUUGGCAGUAUCUUGUGCAGCUAUUGUUACCAGGGAAGCCCCAGUUCAGCACAAAGCAGAUACCUGAUUUGACGGGCCAGGUAAUGCUCGUAACAGGUGUAUACCUUGCAGCAAGGAGCAGGGAGCGGGCCGAAGCAGCGAUCCAGGACCUACAGAAACAAACAGGCAAAACGGCCAUUUUCCUUGAAUUGGACAUGAGCAGUCUAGCCUCGGUCAGGAAAGCUGCGAAAGAAUUCAUGAGCAAAGAGACAGCCCUCCAUGUCCUGUUCAAUAACGCCGGCGUCAUGUGGUGUUCUAUCGAGCUCCUUAGCGCGGACGGAUAUGACCUGCAAUUCGCCACGAAUGUCAUUGGUCAUUUCUACUUUACCAAGCUGCUCAUUCCCGCUCUGCUCGUUGGGAGAGACUCUUCGCCAGAUCGCCAUGCCCGUAUCGUGACAACGUCGUCUUCCACAGCCUACUUGUACACCAUCAACUGGGAGUCGUUCAAGGAUGGUCCCGCGCGGAGGAAGAUGUCCACCAGACAGCUGUAUAGUCAGAGCAAAUUCGCCAACGUUGUCGUAGCACGAGAGACUGCCAAACGUUAUGCAGAUCAAGGUAUCAUUUCAUUAUCACUCGACCCGGGCAGCAUAGAUACUGAAAUCCAGCGAACUGUCCCCGGUAUCCAGCGGUGGUUGGCGCGCGUGCUAGUCUUCUACCCUGCCUCGUUCGGAGCCCUCACUCAGCUCUGGGCAGGCACGAUGCCCGAGGCCAUUAACCAUAACGGCAAAUUCUUGAUCCCCUGGGCUAGAGUCGGGAGAUGUAGAGAAGAAGCUUAUGACGAUCGGAUUGGCGAGCGCCUAUGGGACUGGCUGGAGGAGCAGGUUAAGGCAUUUCAGCCAGAAGCUUGAGGU
Molecule: messenger RNA, 921 nt
Organism: Postia placenta MAD-698-R-SB12
Lineage: Eukaryota; Fungi; Basidiomycota; Agaricomycetes; Polyporales; Adustoporiaceae
Exons: 9
Coding region: 1-918 (305 amino acids)
Source: RefSeq, a predicted model, not a curated record